This is a messenger RNA of Malassezia globosa CBS 7966, 1008 nucleotides long. RefSeq lists its product as uncharacterized. Bases 1 to 1008 code for a protein of 335 amino acids. Gene Ontology annotation, molecular function: antiporter activity. The transcript has a single exon. NCBI's taxonomy places the organism in Eukaryota, Fungi, Basidiomycota, Malasseziomycetes, Malasseziales, Malasseziaceae. The record is from RefSeq and is a predicted model, not a curated record. Gene Ontology annotation, cellular component: Golgi apparatus; endosome; trans-Golgi network.
AUGUCACAGGCGGGUCCAUCGAAUUUGCAAGUUCCAGCAACUGAAAAGUCGCAGGACAUUACCUCGAAAGGGGAGGCUGGUCUUCCUCAACCUGCGGUCCAGCAGCAGCGGCCGAACAAGCGUUUGGUCCAUCCCUCCAUCAUUAUUGCCAUUUGGAUCGCAUUCAGCAGCGGUGUUAUCGUGUACAACAAGUACCUGCUGGUGAAUCUGAAUUACCCCUUUCCAGUAUUCCUGACGACAUUCCACAUGUCAUUUGCUGCGGUGGGAACACGCCUCCUUGCCCGGUAUACGACUUUAUUGAAUGGCCUUUCGAGCGUGGAAAUGACAAUGGAUCGUUGGUAUCGCAAUAUCCUACCGAUUGGAGCAUUGUUUUCUGCUAGUCUGAUUCUCAGCAACAUGGCGUAUUUGCACCUCAGCGUGCCAUUCAUCCAAAUGCUCAAGGCGUUUACGCCUGUGGCCGUACUCAUUAUUUCGUUCUCAUUUGGGCUCAAGCAACUAUCGACGACGCUUACUGCCAUUGUAACAAUGAUCUCUUUCGGUGUCGCGAUGGCAUCUUAUGGUGAGCUUGACUUUAACAUGACAGGGUUUAUUUUCCAGGUCUUGGCCAUUGCGUUCGAAAGCACGCGUCUUGUCAUGGUGCAAGUGCUUCUGCAAGGCCUGAAGAUGGACCCAUUGGUCAGUUUGUACUAUUUUGCACCCGUAUGUGCAGCAUUCAACAUGGUUAUUUUGCCAUUUGCCGAGGGACUAAAGCCAUUCCGCAUGCUCGCCCAGCUUGGUCCUUUCGUACUAGUGUCCAACGCUGGUGUCGCUUUCGGUCUAAAUGUGGCAUCCGUCUUCCUCAUUGGUGCUGCAUCCUCACUGACUCUCACGUUGGCCGGUGUCUUGAAGGACAUCCUACUUAUUCUUGGUUCGAUGUGGAUCCUAGGCAGCACCGUGACGGGACUCCAGUUCGUUGGCUAUGGCAUUGCUCUCGCAGGUCUCGUGCUUUUCAAGACGCACAAAGGCUGA